GUUAUUUUUUCGCUGCGGGCGGUGCACAUAAGUCAUUUAAUAAGAUUUACUAUUGAAUCGUUAAUAUCAUGAGUAAACAAGAUUAUAAACCGGUGUUGACGCGAACCAAUCGUUUCGAACUGUUUUCAAUUGAUGAAUGCGAGCAGAUAUUAAAAGCUGUGCUCAAAGAUCACAAUCAAAUGGGAAUCCUUAACAAGUUCCAAAUUUUGCCGGCCAUUGAGCAUGUGGGUUUUCUAGGUGAAUAUUAUCACCUCGUGCUCAGCUAUCGAUUGGAAAAUGAAACAGAGGAACGCACAACACGUCUCUUUGUCAAAUCGAUGGUAUACGAGAAUGCGGACAUGUCCUACUACGACGAAAAGUCGGGCAUUAUUAAAAAGGAGGCCAGACUGUAUGAAUUGCUGCUCAAUGAGCUGAAAAAGUUCUCUGCUCAUGUGUGGUGUGCCAAGUGCUAUUUCACCCGGGACGAUCUGUUCGUAAUGCAAAAUAUUGAAGAUUUGGGCUACAGAUCACUGCCCUCAGAAACGAAAUUUCUAAGCGAGGAACAGCUACGACCGAUGCUGAGGGCACUGGCUACCCUGCAUGCCAGCAGCGUGGCUUAUGAGCGAAAGCAUCGGGUGACAAUCGGAGUGGAAUUUAGACAGUGGCUGCUGGAGAAGUCAAUUGAUCCCGAUAUCGAAUGGUGGACGACGGGCAUAAAGGCUAUUCUGGCUGUGACUGCUACACAUCCUCGAGUGAUCAAUGAUGCAGCUGCUCAGGCGUAUAUAGCAAAUGAGCUGCCACGUUGCCUAGAUCGGGUCUACUAUAUGGCAAAUCCAUCACCUGUGCAUCGCAACGUAUUUCUACAUCGUGACGCGUGGGGUGGCAAUGUCUUCUAUCCCAAGGAACAGUCCGAGAAUGUGGGCUGUGUGCUGGUUGACUUUCAGCUGUGUCGCUAUGCGCCGCCAGCUGUGGACUUCCUAAUGGCCAGCUAUCUGAAUGUGGAGCCAGCGCAACGCAAAGAAAUGAUGGAGCGGAUUACAUCUGACUACUAUGAGCACCUGGUGUCGGAGCUGGUGGCCAUGGGAGUUGAUGCAGAACGCGAGCAGCUUAGUCGCUCUGAUUUUGAGCAAUCGUUGAAGGACUUUUCGCUUUUUGGUGCCACAUAUAAUUGCAUUGCAGCCACCAUACUCAGAUUGCCCGAUAACUAUCUGAAGAAACUGAAGGAUGAACAGGCGGGAGAGUUUCAUAGUUUCUGCAAUGUGGAUCGCACCAAAAGUGUUUUAAGUUUAAUGGACGAACAUGGGGACUUCCGACGUUAUUUAUAUGCCUGUGUAGAUGAUUUAUUGGAACUGACAUACUAUAAACAAGCCGAAUAAAACGGCCUUAUCUUUGAACUGAAA
This is a messenger RNA of Drosophila grimshawi, 1379 nucleotides long. RefSeq lists its product as uncharacterized. The transcript is spliced from 3 exons. The record is from RefSeq and is a predicted model, not a curated record. Bases 69 to 1355 code for a protein of 428 amino acids. Lineage: Eukaryota; Metazoa; Arthropoda; Insecta; Diptera; Drosophilidae.